This is a messenger RNA of Dictyostelium purpureum, 150 nucleotides long. RefSeq lists its product as uncharacterized. Lineage: Eukaryota; Evosea; Eumycetozoa; Dictyosteliales; Dictyosteliaceae. The coding region runs from base 1 to 150 and encodes 49 amino acids. The record is from RefSeq and is a predicted model, not a curated record. The transcript has a single exon.
AUGGAAAGAAUAUCAAAAAUUUUCAGAGAAAGGGAAGAAAUUGAAAGAAUUCUAAUAAAUCAAAUACUUCAAAGAGAACAAGAUAUAAAAGAAGAAUACGAAAGAAGAAUAUUAGAAAGAAUUCAAAAAGAAAGAGAAGUAAAGAUAUGA